AUGGCGGAUUAUAUGAAGGCAGUGGGAGAUGAUGGCUCGGAGCUCUCUGUUGAAGAGCGCAACUUGCUGUCUGUGGCCUACAAGAACACGGUUGGAUCUCGCCGUGCUGCCUGGCGCAUCAUUUCAAGUGUCGAGCAAAAGGAGAAAUCCAAGGGCAACGAGACGCAAGCUGGCUAUGCAAAGGACUACCGUGUCAAGGUGGAAAAUGAGCUCCAGAAGAUCUGUGACACCAUCUUGAAGCUCUUGGAUCAGGGCCUUAUCCCAAAGGCCACACAAGCAGAGUCCAAGGUCUUCUAUCAGAAGAUGAAGGCUGACUACUACCGUUACAUUGCGGAGUUCCGCAGCGGUGACGAGAAGAGCAAGGCAGCGGAAGAGGCACGUAAGGCCUAUGCAGAGGCAGCAGAAGUGCUGAAUGACCCUGACGAAGCAUGCAAAAUGGCCCGCACAGCUUUUGAAGAUGCGAUCGCAGAGCUCGACAACGUGGCAGAGGACUCCUACAAAGAUUCCACGUUGAUCAUGCAGCUUUUGCGAGACAACCUGACCCUCUGGACCUCUGACCAGGAAGCAGGUAAUUGA
This is a messenger RNA of Durusdinium trenchii, 576 nucleotides long. NCBI's taxonomy places the organism in Eukaryota, Dinophyceae, Suessiales, Symbiodiniaceae. The record is from the annotation of a GenBank genome assembly.